Molecule: messenger RNA, 3107 nt
Organism: Lontra canadensis (Northern American river otter)
Lineage: Eukaryota; Metazoa; Chordata; Mammalia; Carnivora; Mustelidae
Gene: HECA
Product: hdc homolog, cell cycle regulator
Exons: 4
Coding region: 266-1897 (543 amino acids)
Source: RefSeq, a predicted model, not a curated record
CUCGGGAGCGUCUCGCUCGCGUCCCGAGCCCGCGGCGCUCGCGCGGCUGCGAGCCUCGGGUGGCCGCGCGCCGGCUCCAGGAAGCCGGAGAGGGCGCGGCGGCCGGGAUGGCGCGGCGCGGGCCGCGCGGCUAGACGGGCGCCGGAGGAGCCGCCGGCCCGCGCCCUCCAUUCUCUGCUUCCCGGAGCCCGCUCCGCGCGGCCCGGGAGCGGCCGUGCGGUGGGGAGUCGCCUUCGCUGACGCCGGGCACCUGGACGCUCGCGAGAUGCCCAACCCCAAAAACAGCAAAGGCGGCCGCAAAAACAAGCGCGCCAACAGCAGCGGGGACGAGCAGGAAAAUGGAGCCGGGGCCCUGGCAGCGGCGGGCGCGGCGGGCGCGGCGGCCGGGGGGGGCCUGGCGGCGGCGGCCGGCUGCGGAGCGGCGGCGGCGGGAGCGCCGGGCACCGGGGGCGCGGCGGGCACCGGAGGCGCGGGGACUGGCGCCGCCAACGCCGCGGUCGCCGCGGGGGCUGCAGCCGCGGGCGACGCCAAGAACGAAGCCCCGUGUGCCACGCCCCUGAUCUGCAGCUUUGGGCGGCCGGUGGACCUGGACAAGGACGACUACCAGAAGGUGGUGUGCAACAACGAGCAUUGCCCCUACAGCAGCUGGAUGCACCUGCAGUGUUUCUACGAGUGGGAGAGCAGCAUCCUGGUCCAAUUUAACUGCAUCGGCCGCGCACGCAGCUGGAAUGAGAAGCAGUGCCGCCAGAACAUGUGGACAAAGAAGGGCUAUGACCUGGCCUUCCGCUUCUGCUCCUGCCGCUGUGGACAGGGCCACUUAAAAAAGGACACAGACUGGUAUCAGGUGAAGCGGAUGCAGGAUGAGAAAAAGAAGAAAUCUGGGUCAGAGAAGAACACAGGGAGGCCCCCUGGUGAAGCGGGGGAGGAGGCCAAAAAGUGCCGGCCGCCCAACAAGCCCCAGAAAGGCCUGAGCCACGACCUCCCCCGGCGGCACUCCAUGGACCGGCAGAACUCCCAGGAGAAAGCGGUCGGGGCAGCAGCCUAUGGGGCGCGCUCCCCCUGCGCCUCCCCGGGCCAGUCCCCGCCUACCGGCUACUCCAUCCUCUCCCCUGCCCACUUUAGCGGCCCUCGCUCCUCGAGAUAUCUCGGGGAAUUCCUAAAGAAUGCCAUCCAUCUGGAGCCUCACAAAAAGGCCAUGGCCGGGGGCCAUGUGUUCCGAAACACCCACUUUGACUACAGUCCGGCUGGGUUAUCGGUGCACCGGGGGGGCCACUUUGAUGCGCCCGUGCAGUUCCUGCGGCGCCUGGACCUGUCCGAGCUGCUCACGCACAUCCCCAGGCAUAAGUUGAACACUUUCCACGUGCGGAUGGAAGACGAUGCCCAGAUGGGCCAGGGCGAGGAUCUGCGGAAGUUCAUCCUUGCGGCCCUCAGUGCCAGCCACAGGAAUGUUGUAAACUGCGCUCUGUGCCACCGGGCACUCCCGGUGUUCGAACAGUUCCCUUUGGUGGACGGAACUCUGUUCUUAAGCCCGUCGAGACACGAUGAGAUCGAGUAUGACGUCCCGUGUCAUCUUCAAGGGAGGCUCAUGCACCUGUACGCGGUGUGCGUGGACUGCCUGGAAGGGGUCCACAAGAUCAUCUGCAUCAAGUGUAAGUCGCGGUGGGACGGCAGCUGGCACCAGCUGGGCACCAUGUACACCUAUGACAUCCUGGCUGCCUCUCCGUGCUGUCAGGCCCGCCUGAACUGUAAGCACUGCGGGAAGCCCGUGAUCGACGUGCGGAUCGGGAUGCAGUACUUCUCCGAGUACAGCAACGUCCAGCAGUGUCCGCACUGUGGGAACCUGGACUACCAUUUCGUGAAGCCAUUUUCCUCCUUCAAAGUUCUCGAAGCUUAUUGAUGAAAGCUUUGCUUUAGGAAUAGCUAUUUUAUUGACUUUUAUUUCUUUAUUACAUAUCUUUUAUAGGGAAACAUUCUGUGACAUGACUUUCUUUUCUAAUUUAAAGGAGAGUUUCUUUGUGUAUGUGUGCCACUAAAAUGGGUUUGGCCCCUUGCCCUCUCUUGACUCCUGAGUGUUGGUCUGUGGUCCUGACCUGAGCCCAAAUGGAUAAUCCCGUCAGUCUGGGGUAGAGGUUCACUAUCACUAAGAGUCUCUCUGGACAGCUUUUAAGGUGGUGGGGAGGAUAGGGUGGAUUUAGUUAAAGGGAUUAUGGGAUUAUCAACUAAAAGCCUGGUGGGAGUUGGAAAGAAACUCUUAUUAAAAUGUUAACUGUCUAAAGACCCACUUUUAAGAUCCUGCUCUGGGCCUUGAGAAGAACAUGCGACAGUGACUGUAAGUCUGUGCCUGGAGCUCUGGGAGUGCACUACUCUGUCUUGACUCAGUGUUGUGCCAGCACACUGACGUGCAGAUGAUUGGAAAGCAGACACGAGUGGUGUUUCUGUCACCUCUGUGAUUAGGCAGGCAGUUUUCACACUGAAAAUUAUAUCCAAAUUAUAAGACAUAGGAAAACUGGUGGUGUUGCAAAUGUUUUUAGGUAAACUGACCUGUAACAGAGAGAACAUAAUGAAUUUGGAAGUGAUGCACAUGGACUCAAGGGGGCAAGAUCGGGCGGGACCCUGUCUCUGGAAUUGCGUCUUUGAAGUUGGUCAGAUGAGCUCUUAAGGAGAACCCAUGAAUGACAUGAUUUGGGUGGUACUGAUUUAUGUAGGUUGCACUGUCCAAGUGCCAUUUGAUGUCAGAUUCUUCUCACAGGUAAAUCUCACAGCCAGAGACCCUAACUGGUGAAAUUCAGAACCAUCAUCACUAUGCUUUUUCUUCCACAAAAUUGUUAUGGCCACAUUUUACCCAUUUAAUGCUGAGCUUCCCAAAUCAUAGGUUUGACCCCAAGAAGGAAAGGGAAAAAUUGCUUUGUGAGUAUAUGAGGAAAGGAAUAAUAAUUUUAAUAUUUCUUUUUAAAGUGUGUUUUCAUUUCUCAAAACCACGGACUGUAAUAUAUAACAGUAUUUUGAAAACAGAUCAUUCUGAAGCUCUCCAUGAUACUUCACCAUUAGUGAAACAAGAUGAUAAUUUGUAUAACUUGAUUAGUCAGAGCAUUGGGCUUUCCAAAAUA